AUGGACAGACUUUCUCUCGAUCCAGAAGCCACACAGCAGCUACUAACCAAGUAUCAAAACGAACACAGUCUGAUCGCCGAAGGAGCUGCACUGAACCACGGCAUCAGCCCUAUCGAUUUCAACAGCCAUGUAGACGACGCACUCCCGCUCGAGGAGCUCUUAGCGCCUGAUCCAGAACUCUAUAAGAUGCUUCAAGAGAUGGACAGAAGCAAAGUGAAGCUGUGGCUACUCACUAAUGCUUACGUCAACCACAGCAAACGUGUUAUCCGCAUACUGGGGAUUGAGGAUCAAUUCGAAGGCCUGACUUAUUGUGAUUAUGGAGUUACACCUAUGCUUUGCAAACCUAGCUUUGAAAUGUUCAGGAAAGCAAUGAAAGAAGCCGGUGUGAACGACGUGGAAGCCUGUUACUUUGUUGACGACUCGGCUGAGAACUGUCGGCAGGCGGAGAAGCUUGGCUGGACUACCGUUCAUCUAGUGGAGGAAACGGCUCAGCCUCCAGCGGAGUAUGUUUGCGGACAUAAGGUCGCCCGCUUGAUAGAGUUGAGGGAGCUCUUUCCUCAAUUUUUCAUUUGA
Molecule: messenger RNA, 573 nt
Organism: Alternaria arborescens
Lineage: Eukaryota; Fungi; Ascomycota; Dothideomycetes; Pleosporales; Pleosporaceae
Exons: 2
Coding region: 1-573 (190 amino acids)
Biological process (GO): nucleotide catabolic process; pyrimidine nucleobase metabolic process
Molecular function (GO): nucleotidase activity
Source: RefSeq, a predicted model, not a curated record